Molecule: messenger RNA, 3417 nt
Organism: Psammomys obesus (fat sand rat)
Lineage: Eukaryota; Metazoa; Chordata; Mammalia; Rodentia; Muridae
Gene: Fcgr2b
Product: Fc gamma receptor IIb
Exons: 8
Coding region: 71-1099 (342 amino acids)
Biological process (GO): cell surface receptor signaling pathway
Molecular function (GO): transmembrane signaling receptor activity
Source: RefSeq, a predicted model, not a curated record
UGUGUGUUCUCUGGUUAGAAGCCGCCAAGCCUGGAGAGAAGCUUGUGCCUGCAGCUGACCUGCUUCGAGGAUGACGCGAAUUUCAUUGUUCCUACCUCUCCUCAGGGAGAGCAAUCAGACUGCCUACAUGCCCUCCCGGAUUUGGUGCCAUAUGCUGCUGUGGACAGCUGUGCUGAAUGUUGUUGCUGGGACACAUGCGGAUCUUCCCAAGGCUGUGGUGAAACUUGAGCCCCCGUGGAUCCGGGUGCUCAAGGGAGACCUUGUGACGCUGAAGUGCGAAGGGUCCCACAACCCCGGGAACUCUUCCACCCAGUGGCUCCACAAUGGGAGGUCCAUCCCGAGCCAGGUCCAGCCCAGCUACACGUUCACAGCCACGGUCAAUGACAGCGGAGAAUACCGGUGCCGGAUGGAGCAGAGCGGCCUCAGCGACCCUGUACAUCUGGACGUGAUUUCCGACUGGCUGCUUCUCCAGACUCCUCAACUGGUGUUUGAGGAAGGUGAAACCAUCGUGUUAAGGUGCCACAGCUGGUUGAACAAACGCCUGAACAAGAUUACAUUCUUCCAGAAUGAAAAAGCUGUGAGAUUUCAUCAUAACAACGAUACGUUCUCCAUCUUAAAAGCCAACCACAGUCACAGUGGCGACUACUACUGCAAAGGAUUUCUAGGAAGGCGAUAUCAGUCGUCCAAGCCUGUGACCAUCACUGUCCAAGGGCCCAAAUCCAGCGGUUCUUUACCAGUAUUGACAAUCAUAGCGGCUGUCACAGGAAUUGCUCUCGCAGCCAUUGUCAUUAUCAUAGUAUCCUUGAUCUAUCUCAAGAAAAAAAAGGCUCCAGCUCUCCCAGGAAACCCUGAUCACAGGGACAUGGGAGAAACCCUUCCUGAGGAGCUAGGUGAGUACACUGAGCCCACUGAGGGCUCAGUGCCGGUCAGCCCAGGGCCUCCACGUGGACUGGAGCCAGCAAGCAGCAGCUCGUACAAUCCUUCUGAUCCCGAAGAGGUUGCCAAAACCGAGGUUGAGAAUUCAAUCACCUAUUCCCUUCUCAAGCAUCCCGAAACUCUGGAUGAAGAAGCGGAUCCUGACUACCAGAACCACAUUUAAUCUCCCUUGUCUUGGUUUGGGAUUGGGAAAAGAGAACCAGAGAGGCCAGGCUCUAGUGUCUCCUGGUCAAAGGGAUGCUGUACAUAUUACUCACCUGUGUGAGUCCUGAAACCAACAGACACUACACUACUGGUCCCCAGUGGUUGACUGUACUAAUAAAGACCAUGACUUAACUGCUUCCCAACUCAAGACUCUUCUGCUAUAGAUCCACACGGCCAAUGAAAUUAAUCAACUUAUUAAGAGACUGCGGCAAUGUGGGAACUGCUUAUAUUACAGGCUACAUGUUAGGAUGUCUGAUCUCAGCAAGGAAAAACUAGACUUGUACCAAACAUGUCAAAAAGUGAUGCUUCAGGCUGCUGGAAUGAUAAGCAACUUUAAUCUUCUUCCUUGUUUUUCUAUAAAGGUCACAUGUUACUUUUAUAGUAAAAUACUGUAAAAACAACUUUCUGUUUACUCUUUCAGGGCUGUAGUGAUUGGUGUGUAGUCUGAGCUCUCUGGGGAUUCUGUUGGGCUUCUGGGAGGAGGAUCUUGGGGAGAUGGGUUAACACUGCCCUGGGGAGACAAAAGCAUCUCAGAUAGGACACUCAUGACAAAACAAAGCAAUGAUUAUACCCAAAUCUAGCUUGGUGCACCAAUGAGUUUACUGGGCUAACUUACAGGAACAUGGGUGAGGGGUUCUUUUCAGGAGUGUGGGUCACCUUGAAAGAGCAGUUGGGGAUGGUUUAUUUGAUCUUCUUCAAACACUCAGUCCUGAGGCCUCUGCCUCCAGAGCUCCCACAGUGACAAGCAUGCACUACAAGCCUCACAGCCAGCCCAGUAGGAGCAGACAGGCAAUAGGGUAGAGAGCAGAGGGUGAUUUGGAAUAAAGGGCAAGUGCCCCUCUGCUUCACACUGACCACUUUUCCAGUGAAUUUUUCUUCUUGUUUCCAUGCCUCCUUCUUCUCCUUCCUCCUCUGACAAAGUAGAAUAAUCACUCUGUGGUUUUUCUUUGUUUCUUUGUUUGUUUGUUUUUUUGAGACAGGGUUUCUCUGUGUAGCCUUGGCUGUCCUGGACUCACUUUGCAGACAGGCUGGCUUCAAACUCACAGAGAUCCACCUGCCUCUGCUCCCCCUGAGUGCUGGGAUUUCAGGCUUGCGCCACCACGCCCAGCCAAUCACUCUGUUAUGUAACAGAAAGUUAAACUUCAGAUGAAUGGAAGCAGGAACUGAAAGAUGGCCUUGAACUGAUCUUCCUGCUUUUCUGUUUCAAUUGCUGGGAUUAUAGGCAUGUGCCAGCAUACCCAGCUGCUACAUGUACUUUUAAAAUCAGAUUACCCCAGGAAUGCUAGCAGAGACUGAUGUAUCAACCAAGGACGGUGAAGGGAGAGGACCUAGACCCCCCUGCUCAGAUGUAGCCCAUGGGCACCUCAGGCUCCACGUGGGUCCCCGAGUAAGGGGAGCAGGGGCUCUCUCUGACAUUAACUUAGCAUGCUGGGACUACAUGUUACGGGUGCAGGCAUAUAAGGGACAAAAGAGCAGAAGUCCUCUGAUGUCCUCAUUGCCCUUAAUUCUGCUCACGCUCUCUCUCAAAUGAAUAACCGACGUUGGAGGUGUUGUGUACAUUUGGAUGUAUAUUUACUAUAUCAUAGCUUUUAGAAAGCCUACACAUGAGAUACUUUACACAUGAUUAUGUUGUUGACUCAUUUUGGCGGGGUCUUUCUGGAUCUCAGCCUAGCUCCAGGUUCAUUGAGAGAACCCAUCUCACAGGAUUAAGCCGAGAAAGACAGGGCAGGACACCCAGUGUUUUCCUUUGACCCCUGCUCACCCACGCAUAGGCACUCCCCCAUGUGUGUGCGUACAAAAGACACAUAAAUAACAUAAAUAAAUUAAUAAAUAAGAAUAGAAAAUACUCUCGCCAGAAUUUCUGCUUUGAGCUCCCUGAUAACCAAGACAUCUUGCGUGGCUCUUAGUGGUUCAGUCCAAACACACAGAAAAAUAAGGUCAUUUGACACCACGGAGAAUGCAUCUGGAAGUUCUUGUAUUACUAACGUGUACCUUUAAAUAAAAGCCUUACAUGUCCCAAGGAAUCUAGUGCGCUUUUUCUCAGAUCCUCUUUAGCAAGGCUUCUCCUGACCACCGCUAUUACUUUGUUUUUAUUUUCUCAGUGGUACAGUAUAGGUAAAUUAUGUAUCUUCUUGUUUAUAUAUUCUCAUAUAUAUAUGCUAAAAUGUAAGCUCAAUACUGUCCUUUGUUUUCAUUAUUCACUAAUGUACUCCAGAGACCAGAACUAUAAUACAUUAGAUUGUUGAAUGAAUUAAUGAAUAAAGCUUUCCUCUCGUA